This is a messenger RNA of Folsomia candida, 1343 nucleotides long. RefSeq lists its product as uncharacterized. Bases 236 to 1153 code for a protein of 305 amino acids. The record is from RefSeq and is a predicted model, not a curated record. Lineage: Eukaryota; Metazoa; Arthropoda; Collembola; Entomobryomorpha; Isotomidae. The transcript is spliced from 6 exons.
AUCCAUGUCGCAAUAAGUCCGAGAUAAUAAAGUAAUGUUUCAUGUUUCAACUUGAAAUUGGAUCGAUUACGUCAAUCAUGACGGUCUUGGUGACCCCUCGAUCCAAAUAAAAACGAGACCAGUCAACGGAAAAGAUUUAGAAGAGAAACAAUAUUGGAAAUAUUUUUGAAAAAAAAAAUUCAAAAUUUUCAAAUUGCAAUAUUUGUAAUUCUUAAAUCAAAGGAUUUUUUAAAAGAUGUCGGCAUUUAAUAAAUAUUUCUUAUUUGUAAUCGGCGUCUUAGUGCAGCAUGGCCACGCUCAAACCGAUUUUAAUCAAGGUCUCCGAAAUUUUUUGCAUGACACAAUGCAAGAAUUUCCAGCCUGGAUUCGCCAACAAAACUUAGAUCCCACAAUUCCAAUCGUGCGACGAACCCUUUUGGAUAUUUCGACAUCAACUUUUAAUUUAAUCGGAAGUCUCAACAACAUUACACUAAACGGUCUUUCCUCCGAAGUGCAAAACGUGGACGCCACAAGGGUCAACACUCCUUUUAGUUUGGUCGAUUUUUAUUUCUUCCUCGAUUUGGGGGGUUUGUCUGGAACUUAUAACGCAACCGGAACCGUUGGUGGGUUUCCUAUCGGAUCCUCUAGCAAUUCUUGGUCACUUUCCUCGACUCCAUUUCAAAUCCGAUUUUCAGAAAAGUUUGAAAUCCAAAAUGGUUACAUUCGCCUCCUCCAAAAUAAUUACUUUACGUUCGAAGAAGAAUUUCAUUUCCGUAAUGUUAAUGGUUCUCUUUCUGGCUCUUUCGACGGCAUGUUCGACAACAACACGGAACAAUAUGAAGCUUCAAUCCUCGCCGAAAUCGCGGACCACAUGCCAUUCUGGGUUUUCGGGUAUGAAAGUCCUUCCGGACAGGUGAAACUGUUCUACAGCUAUGUCUACGCAUUUUUGAGGAACAAAUUUGACGUUACACCACUCACAGACGUCAUAAAUUGGCCAGGAGGUCCCGAACCAAGCUCUACAACGGAAACUCCAUGUCAAAAAAUAGAUUUGCCCGAAUCCCUGGACGCCACAGAAAUCGAUGCAUUUCUCCAAUGGGCAGUAGCAAAGUAUCCCGAAUACCGUGCUGAAAUGGACAAUCUUCAGAAAUCUAGGCCACUACUCGUCCAAGUUUGAUAAAAUAAUGUAAAUUUUACAUAUUUCUGUUUUUCUCAGGCUAAAUUCAACUAUUUCAGUGUUAAACCAAAAAUUAACCAACCUUUAAUCAUGCAUUCUUGUUCCAAUAUUUCCUAAUUCAUAGGAAGAAAAUAUUCUGUGCACCGUUUAAAUAAAAAUUAAGUACGCUUCAUUGCUUAAUUUAACUUCA